This is a messenger RNA of Saccoglossus kowalevskii, 1124 nucleotides long. RefSeq lists its product as uncharacterized. Gene Ontology annotation, cellular component: extracellular region. Gene Ontology annotation, molecular function: protein binding. NCBI's taxonomy places the organism in Eukaryota, Metazoa, Hemichordata, Enteropneusta, Harrimaniidae. The record is from RefSeq and is a predicted model, not a curated record.
AUGUUGCCUGCAAUACAGCUGCAAUACUCUACGCGUCCAUUAUGUGAAAAUAAUGUUCCAUCUAAACCGUAUGGAUGUAUAUCCGACACUGCGGGUGUUGCCAUGUGUAUUAGUGAAGACCAGAUAUGUGAUGGCCUGACCGACUGUGGUGACGGAUCAGACGAACAAGAUUGUGAUUACAGUAAAUGGUACGGCACUGCAGGUGGCAAGUGCCCGGCUCCAAAUCAAAAUGCGUCGGGUGCUGGUGGUAUGGCUGUUCUUGGGCCACAAUUUAACGAGGCUCACAACUAUUUUCGAUGUCUCCAUGGCGCCCAGAAUAUGACGUACGACGUGUUGCUUCAAGAAGGCGAUGCCAAAAAUGCUGCUGACAAUAGCGCCGCUUCAGGCACACUGACACACACCCACAGCGGCGAGAAUUUGGCGGGUGUACAAAUUAGUGUCUCCAAGACUACAGGAUUUGGUAUCACCAAGUUGUGGUACGACGAGGUGAAUGACUAUAAUUAUGAUGACCCAUCUAAAAGUACCGGUACUGUAGGACACUUUACUCAAGUUGUAUGGAAUUCGAGCACGAGCCUCGGAUGUAACUUUGCCGUAGACAUUAAUGGCAAUACGCAGUUUGCCUGUGAAUAUCGCCCUCCCGGCAACGUACAGGGCCAAGUACAGGAUAACGUCUUCAGACCCAUUGAUGAAGGAGAGAGCCGAUAGUCGGUCAAAACCACGACCUACUUUGAAUAUAAUACCGGCUAGUUUUUCAGACUACCUGUUAUUCUCGCCAUUUUGUUCUCUUACUUGAGAACACUAAUCUACAUAGCGGGGCAUAUUGCCUUAUGCAUUGGUUCUACAUAGGUUCAACUCGGUACAGCAUGAACACAUCUCAGAUUAAUAUGUCUAAUUAAAGGGUGGUGGUCGUCGCACAGCUUACUGUAAUAUAAGGGACUCAUAGCGACGCAUACAAUGCGUGUAAAGUAGCGCUGUGCGACGACAACACUACUUUUCAUUUCUAUAUACAGUAAAUCUAACAUUAAUGUACUAAACAACAGUGUUGUCAAACAUUGCUUCGUAAUGUAUAUUUUUGAUCCACCGGUCUGCAAGGAACAAAUAAAAACAGUGCAAACAUACGAGAA